AUGGGACAUCGACGGGGUUCCUACUUGUCAAAUGCCAUGAGGGCCUGCCUGGAGCCCAAGACCAACAGGCCCAGCUGCAACGUAUUAGAGGGUGAUGACAAAGAUCUUCAAACCUUUGAUGGGACGAACAGUGGAGCAUCACGAGUAUCAGAGGCUGGAGUAGGGCUCGUACUACUCUCCUCUAUUGGGAAACCGCUUGAUCAGUCCAUUCACCUCGAUUUUCCUACAUCUAAUAAGGAGGCUGAAUACGAGGCAAUUAUAGUUGGCCUUGAACUCGCCUUGGCACUUGCAGCAUCGAAAGUAGAAAUAGGAAGUGACUCCCAAUUAGUGGUUGAGCAAAUCCAGCAAGAGUAUGAGGCCAGGGAUGAACGAAUGACUUGCCACCUCAAUGGUCUGGAAUCUUGUUUAGCCAAGCUAUCUGAUUGGAAAGUCAAACGUAUUCCUCAUGAAGAGAACAGAAAAGCAGAUGCACUGGUCAGAGUUGUCGUCUCCUUGCCCAUCACUAAAUAUAUCAUGUUGCCAGUUUAUGUCUAG
Vitis riparia (riverbank grape) is the source of this 534-nucleotide messenger RNA. RefSeq lists its product as uncharacterized. The coding region runs from base 1 to 534 and encodes 177 amino acids. Gene Ontology annotation, molecular function: RNA-DNA hybrid ribonuclease activity; nucleic acid binding. Lineage: Eukaryota; Viridiplantae; Streptophyta; Magnoliopsida; Vitales; Vitaceae. The record is from RefSeq and is a predicted model, not a curated record. The transcript has 3 exons.